Messenger RNA from Striga hermonthica, 1167 nucleotides. Lineage: Eukaryota; Viridiplantae; Streptophyta; Magnoliopsida; Lamiales; Orobanchaceae. The record is from the annotation of a GenBank genome assembly.
AUGGCACCACCUACCAAAUCCCACAAGAUUGGCAUCAUUGGCUGUGGCAUUAGCGGCAUAGCCGCCGCCAAGCAGCUUUCGGAACACGAGCCCGUCGUUUUUGAGGCCACCGACUCCAUCGGAGGGGUUUGGAGGCACUGUUCAUACACCUCAACCAAACUGCAAACCCCUCGCUGUGACUUUGAGUUCUCCGAUUUUCCUUGGAGUACUCAAACAGACUAUGCAACUGAUUUUCCUUCUUAUCAAGAAAUAUUGGACUAUUUGUAUUCGUAUGCCACGUACUUUGACGUUUUGAGAUUCGUCAAGUUCAACUCAAAGGUAGUCGAACUUCGCUACAUAGGCGAACCUGAAAAUUCGGGCGAAUAUGGGAAUUUUUCCCUCGGCCAUCCCGUGUGGGAAGUAGGAGUUAAGACCACCCAAUCUCAAAACAUUCAGUGGUACGAAUUCGAGUUUCUGGUGAUCUGUACCGGAAAGUAUGGGGAUGUGGCGGCAAUACCGAAAUUCCCAGAAAACAAAGGCCCUGAAAUAUUUGAAGGUAAAGUUCUCCACACUAUCGACUACUGUAAGCUCAACCAGGAUGAGUCGACUCAGUUGCUGAAAGAUAAGAAGGUUGUCGUAGUUGGCUACAAGAAAUCGGCUAUAGAUUUGGCGGUCGAAUGUGCUGAAGCAAACCAAGUCGAGUUGGACGGUGGGGAAAGGCUGGAUGCGGAUGUGGUGGUUCUUGCAACUGGUUUCGAUGGCAAACAGAAGUUGAAAGCAAUAUUUCCAGACUCAUUUCGUGCUCUACUGGACUUUCCUAACAGCAUGAUGCCCUUGUACAGAGGCACGAUCAACCCAUUGAUACCAAAUACGGCAUUUGUUGGGUACAUAGAGAGUGUGUCAAACCUCCAGACGGCCGAAAUACGGUGCAAGUGGCUAUCACGUCUGCUGGCCGGACAUUUCAAACUCCCGAGCUCCGAGCGAAUGCUGUGGCACAUAACAGAGGAGAUGGAGAUAAUGAAGAGAGCCACAAGGUUCUUCAAAAGGAGUUGCAUCUCAACUUUCAGCAUCAACCACACUGACCACAUUUGUGAGGAAAUGGGGUGGAACUCUUGGAGGAAACCUAACUGGCUCGCUGAGGCUUUUAGCCCUUAUACCAGCCGAGAUUAUCGACAACACCAAAAAUAG